UUACGUGUGUUGGGACAGAUUUUCACCUAAAAUCCGUGCUAAACCCUAAACCAUUCCCGCCUUCUCUCUUCUUCUCGUUAGUCCCUUCCCCUGUUCUCAUAUUCUUCCCUUUCCUCUCCCAUUCUCACCUUCGUCUCCCCUUCGCUAGUCCUCCAUCGCCCCGAAACCCAGUUGCACGCCAACACCCGAAUCCCAGUUUUGCCUCCCACAUGCUCGUCGUCAGUCCUGCUGGACUGACCUGAUUUGUCGGCAUCGGAGCCACUGUCAGAGACUCGAACAAAUUGGAGAUUGGACGCAGGCUGGAACUGAAACCACUGGACAGGUCGGCGAAUCGCCGGCGUCUCAUCGGUUUUCGUCAGAGUGGUUGUGUGAGACGACGACAACUAGCUAUUUCGAUUUGAAGUUCAUCAAGUUCUGAUAAGCUCAAAGAGUUUGAUAUUCUAUGGCGACGGCUUCUCACGCACAAGCUGUCAAGUCUCUCAACAAGUCCCCUGGUCGCCGACGUUUUGUCUUCCAGACGUUCUCCCAGAGAGUACAAGAAAUUGACAUUGACGUAUACAGAAGCCUUGAUAAAGUUAAGUCUGAGCCGUCCGAGGGAUCCUCCUUCUUUCGAGACUGCCUUAUAGAAUGGAGGGAAUUAAAUACUGCUGAGGAUUUUAUUUCUUGUUACGAGGAAAUUAUUCCAUUGGUACAAACAUUACCACUGGUGAUACUGCACAAGGAGUCUAUAUUCUCAAAUCUUCUUUCUAGAGUACAGAUAAAAGCAAGGUUAUCUCUUGAGCCUAUAUUGAGGUUGAUUGCGGCUUUAGCAAGAGAUCUGUUGGAGGACUUUUUGCCAUUUCUGUCUCAAUUAGCUGAUGCAUUGGUGUCUCUUCUAGAAGGUGGUGCAGCUAGGGAGCCAGAAAUUAUUGAGCAGAUUUUUACAUCAUGGUCAUAUAUAAUGAUGUACUUGCAAAAAUAUCUUACACGAAAUAUUACCGAUUUGCUAAGGGUUACAGUGUCCUUGAGAUAUUACUCUAAAGAUUACAUUCAAGAUUUCAUGGCCGAGGCGACAUCAUUCUUGCUAAGGAAUGCACCAGUUGAUCAGCUAAAAAAUGGAAUUAAACGGAUAAUAUUGGAAGUUGUUAAAAAACCUCUUGCUACAAGAGAAUAUGGCACUAGUGCUCUGCUAUUUCACACCAUGAGAGGAACCUCAUCAAGGUUUCAUUCAAGAGCAGAGCUGGUGUUUCGCUUUUUGAUUAGUGGUCCAACAUUUGAAAUUGGCCGAGACUCCAGUCAAGGUUCAGACACCAUUUUAGAAGUGUUAAAGUGUGUGUGUCAGAGAUUAUGCGAAGAAAUGGAUCCCAAGGAAUUGGAGGUGAUAUGGAAAUGCUUGUUUGAGGAAAUAACAGCUGCCAUUUCUACUGAUUACAUGGUUUAUAUAAAUCACCUGUUGAUGCUUCUUGCUUCAGUAGCUCAGAAUUUGGAUUGGAAAAAACUUCAUGAUUAUAAACCAAUGCUCGAACUUGUAGACUUACUUGUGAUGAAGUUUGCCACAACUCCAAGCCUUCCGGUGGAUGAUGAUUUAUCCAGUAUCAUUGAUACAAUUUUGCAGUUAAUGUUAGUUAUCCUUGAAGGUCUUAAAAAUUCUGAGGACUUUCUAUGUAUUUCUGGUUGCUCAUUGCGUUGGGCUCCAAUAUUUCAAUUAAACAACAGUAGUUUAUUAAUUUUUGUACGAGAAGUAAUGGAGAAGGACUCUAGGGUACUAUGUGCAUUCAGAACUAACAUUUUAAGAGUGAUGAAUGAAUUGUUAGAAUCUUCACCUGAAGAAGUUAUUUAUCUUCUGCUUUCCUUUUGUGAGAGAUUACCAACAGAAGUGUUAUGUACAUCUGAAGAGGAAAUUCCAAGGAUUAAUAGUUUUAUUCUAAAAAUCCUUCGGCAGUGGAUUAAAGAGAUCACUGAUCUUUUGCAAUGCAGUUCGUCAACGAUUGAUAUUAAUGAAUCUAAAUUGGCUAUUUUUUGGGGUGUUGUUCGUUGUUGCCCAUAUAUUUUAAAAUUUCAAGCCAGUUCAUCCUUACUAGUGGAGUUGAUUAAUGCACUUGACCGGCUUUGUACUCUUGAAGGUGACAUUUUUGGAAUCCCUAAGGAAAAGUUGGAAAGCAUAAUUGGUGCCACCAUAGGUUCUUAUCUUAAGUUGCUCUCUAGUGAGAAGGCUGGGCUUGAAGAAUUAAGCAGACUUGUGUACCUUGCCAAAAGAUAUAGCUCAUGUUCACAAGUCUUGGUAGCUGUAGCUGAUUAUUUGGAUUUUAUUUAUGGGCCCGCAUUGGAAGCUGACAUCAGCAAAAGAAUCUAUUCUGAAGAGUUUCAAGCAGACAAGGUUGAGGAUGCAGUACAGGUGUUUGCAGAUAAUUUGCGUCACUCAGAUAAAGGGGUUCGUUUAUCUACUCUCAGAAUAUUGUGUCACUAUGAGCCUUUGCAGUCUGCUAACCUUGCAAAGGAAUCUUCCAUUGAUAAUGAGAUGGAAGCUGAAAAUUUUGCAUUGUAUUCUGAUGAUUUAGUAGGCAGUGAGGUCCUUCGUCUACUUCUCUCUGUUGAAUCGACAUCUACUUCAAUAUCUACCAGCCGAAAGAUUAUAUUAUUGAUCUCUGGAGUGCAGAAGGCCUUGUUGGCUGAAAGGAUACCUGAGGCUUACUUAUUGGUUGCUUUAAAUGGGAUUAUUGGCAUUUUCCAAAAUCGCUUUAGCUAUAUUUGGGAUCAAGCAUCUGAAUGUCUUGCCUCUUUAAUCAGAAAACACUCGGGAUUUGUGUGGGAUAAACUGAUCUGUUAUUUUCAGAAGUGGUUAUGUCUACUUGAUCAACCAGGCAGAGAUACUUCUGAAUCAUCUGAUGAAUUAAAUGAUCUAGUCAGAUGUUUCCGCUCAUUCGUUGUUCCUUCACCAGACAGUACACCACUCUUUACUCUGUUAUCCUUGGUGCUUCAAUCAUUACAAAAGAUUCCGACCAUUGUUGAAUCUCAGUCUCAACGGAUGUUGCCUUUGUUCUUAACAUUUUUAGGCUACAGCAUUGGUCAUGUGGAUAGUGUGGAUUCGUUCAAACAAUAUGCAUGCAAAAGCAAAGAGUGGAAAUGUGUUCUGAAGGAGUGGUUAAACUUGCUGAGGAAAAUCCGGAACCUGAAGUCUUUUCACAAGAGUGACUUUCUUAAAGAAGUUUUGGAGCAAAGGCUUUUGGACGAUAAUGAUGCUGAAAUACAAAGCAAGGUCCUUGAUUGCCUCUUAAUGUGGAAAGAUGAUUUCUUGAUCCCACAUGAACAACAUCUAAAAAACAUGAUCUCCCCCAAGACUUUGAGAGAAGAACUUACAAGGUGGAGCUUGUCAAAAGAAAAGAAUCAAAUUGAUGAAAGUCACAGACCUAAGCUUGUACCUUUAGUUACUCGCUUAUUGAUGCCAAAAGUUAGAAAAUUGAAGGUUCUUGGUUCCCGCAAGCAAGCGAGUGUAAAUCUUCGAAAAGCCGUCCUUCAGUUCAUUGCACAACUUGAUACAGUAGAGCUUCCACUUUUCUUUGCUCUGUUAUUGAAGCCUUUGAACAUUAUUCCAAGGGAAGCUGAUGCAAGUGCUAACUGGUUUUCUAACUUGCACCUAGUUUCAAUGAAAGCGUCGGCAACUAACAUCUUGAAGUACUUCUCAACAGAAAGUAUAGUAGCAUUGUCAUGGAAGAAGAAAUAUGGUUUUAUGCAUGUUGUUGAAGAAAUUCUUGCUGUUUUUGAUGAAAUGCUUAUCAGUCCAUUUCUCAAUGUAAUAUUGGGCUGUGUUGUCCGAAUUUUGGCAAGUUGCACAUCAAGUCUUCAUGCGGCAAGGAAAAAUGAAGCGUCUUUAUCUGAAAUUGGAAAGACAUACAACAAGAAUUCACUUGAUAUGAAUAAAGAAGCAGCACUCCCCAGUCUGACCUGUACAGCUGUGAAGCAGCACAAAGAUUUAAGGUCUUUAUGUCUCAGAGUCAUUUCAUUUGUUCUUUACAAGUACGAGGAUUUUGAUUUUGAAAUGGAAUUCUGGGACCUAUUUUUUACGUCUGUGAAAUCUUCAAUCGAAAGUUUCAAGCAUGAGGGCUCAAGCAGUGAAAAGCCAAGUUCACUUUUCUCUUGCUUUCUUGCCAUGAGUAGAAGCCACAAACUUGUGCCACUGUUGGCUAGAGAGAGGAAUCUAGUUCCUGAUAUUUUCUUCAUCCUCACUAUCUCGACAGCAUCUCAACCCAUCAUAUUGUUUGUACUUCAGUUUAUUGAAAACUUGUUGACUAUUGAUGGUGAGUUGGAUGGCAAUGAUAGUGCGGUGAGAAGCAUUUUACUUCCGAAUCUUGAUUCCCUUAUUCAAAGCUUGCAUGUUCUUUUCCAAAGUGGUGAUGCGAAAAAGAGGAAAUUGGUAGAACACCUCAAUGGACCAAUGAUAAGAAUUUUCAAAUUACUCUCGAAGCUCGUAAGGGACCAAUUGCAUGCUAAGAAGUUUGUAGAAAUCAUACUCCCAUGCUUAUCUCAGGCUGGUCGUAGUUCUGAAUCUCAUGCUGAUACUCUGCAAGUGGUACAAAAUGUGGUUCCCCUUCUAGGGAGCGAGAGUACAACAAAAAUCUUGAAAGCAGUUUCUCCGUUACUGAUUUCUGUUGAGCAAGAUCUGCGUUUGCUUGUAUGCGAUCUUAUCAAUGCUCUUGCAGAAGUUGAUUCUUCCAUCCUCUGUGUGGCUCAAAUCAUCCGUGGUUUAAAUGCAACCUCUGCUACGGAAAUUGGUGGACUUGAUUUUGACACAAUUGUCAAUAGUUAUGAAAAAAUUAGUGUUGAUUUUUUCUGUGCUACCCCAGAAGAACAUGCAUUAGUUGUUCUAUCGCAGUGCAUGCAUGAUAUGUCAUCGGAGGAACUAAUCCUAAGACAUAGUGCUUAUAGGUGUUUGCUCUCUUUUGUCGAAUUUUCUUCUUCAGUUCUUGGUCAAGGAGGGAUCAGUCACCAAGAAACAAUUGACAAUAUCACAUUGUACGACAGUAGUUGGUCAAAAGAAAGUGUCAUGCGGCUAACAAACAAAUUUAUUUUUAAGCACAUGGGGGAAGCAAUGAACAGGGAGACCUCGGUUAAAAAGGAGUGGAUAAAUUUAUUGCGAGAAAUGGUGUUGAAAUUUCCUGAUGUAGCAAACUUAAGUUCGCUGAAGGCUUUAUACAGUAAAGAUGCUGAAGUUGAUUUUUUCAGUAACAUUACCCACUUGCAGAAACUUAGAAGAGCAAAGGCAUUAAUUCGCUUCAAAAAUACAAUUCCUACUGUCAACAUGCCUGAGGUUAUCACAAAGAAUGUCUUUCUGUCACUGUUCUUCAAUAUGCUGUUUGAUUUACAAGAGGGUAAAGCAGAGAAUAUUAGAGUUGCUUGCAUAGAGGCGCUUGCUUCAAUUUCUGGUCAAAUGGAAUGGAAGUCAUAUUUUGCUCUAUUAAGAAGAUGCUUACGGGACAUUACUAAACAUCCUGAUAAAAAAAAGGUUCUGAUGAGAUUGAUAUGCUCUAUUUUGGACAACUUCCAUUUUCAAGAGAAUAUUUCAGAAGUUGGGUCAACACAAUUAUAUGGCAGUAUGGUUGUGAUGAACAAUAUGCAAGCAUGCCUUAGUAAAGAUGUGUUCCCAAAGAUACAAAAAUUUAUGAACUCUCAGUCGGAAAGAGUUGAUAUUUAUGUCCAUCUUGCUGCCGUAAAGCUGUUGAAAUUACUUCCUGAAAAUGCUAUGGAUUCACAACUUUUGAGUAUCAUCCAGCAUAUUGUGAACUUUUUGAAGAAUCGCUUAGAAAGUGUACGUGAUGAAGCUAGAUCUGCGCUGGCUGCUUGUUUGAAGGAACUUGGAUCUGAAUACUUGCAGGUUGUAGUGAAGGUUUUGAGAGGAUCCUUAAAACGUGGUUACGAGAUGCAUGUGCUAGGGUAUACACUCAAUUUUUUAUUGUCUAAGCUCUUUACUGGCCCAGCCACUGGGAAGAUAGAUUAUCUUUUGGAUGAUCUCAUUUCUGUAGCAGAGAAAGACAUCCUUGGAGAGGUUGCCGAGGAAAAAGAGGUUGAAAAGUUGGCCUCGAAAAUGAAAGAGACAAGGAAACAGAAGUCCUUUGAAACCCUGAAAUUGGUAGCUCAAAGCAUAACAUUUAAAAGUCACGCACUUAAGCUCCUUAAACCUGUUACUGAUCAUAUGAAGAAGCAUCUGACCCCAAAAGCUAAAACCAAAUUGGAAAAUAUGCUAUCUAGUGUAGCUGCUGGUUUUGAAAGUAAUCCUUCCGUCAAUCAAACUGACCUGUUAAUCUUCAACUAUGGUCUCAUUGAAGAUGGAAUAAAAGUUGAAAAUGGACAGGGUGGAAUCUCCUCGUUGGUUGAUGCAAACAAACAUUCAAGAGAUGUCUCUAGGGGGAAGAAUUUUUCGUGUCAGACAAUACUUGCUAAGGCACCAUGUUCACACCUUAUUAUGGUGUUUGCACUUAAGCUUCUGCAUGGGUACAUGAAGAAGAUGCAACUUGGGAAAGGUGAUGCUCAGUUGCUAGCAAUGCUCGACCCUUUUGUUCCCUUGUUAGGAGACUGCUUGACUUCUAAAUAUGAGGAUGUUUUAUCAUUAACUCUUCGAUGUCUCACCCUAUUGCUAAGAUUGCCUUUGCCAUCUGUCAAAUCCCAAGCUGACAAAAUCAAGGGAGUAGUGUUGCUUAUUGCUCAGAGUUCAGUAGACCCAUGCAAUCCGUUGGUGGAAUCAUGUUUGAGAUUGUUAACUGUGCUUCUGCGAAAUGAGAAAGUUACACUCUCCACAGAUCAGCUACACUUAUUAAUUCAGUUUCCGCUGUUUGUUGAUAUUGACAAGAAUCCAUCUUUUGUUGCCCUUUCACUUCUGAAGGCAAUUGUACGUCGCAAGCUUGUUGUCUCUGAGAUAUAUGAUCUUGCUAUUCGGGUAGCAGAAUUGAUGGUGACAAGUCAAGUCGAACCAAUUCGGAAGAAAUGCAGCAAAAUCUUACUACAAUUCCUGCUUGAUUACCAUCUUUCAGAAAAGCGGUUGCAGCAACAUUUACAUUUUUUGCUCUCAAAUUUAAGGUAUGAGCAUUCAACAGGUAGAGAAGCUGUUUUGGAGAUGCUUCACGCAACUGUGGUUAAAUUUUCAAAAAGUGUGGUGGAUAGUAUUUCUGAGACAUUAUUUUUUCAUUUGGUGGCUUGCUUGGCUAAUGAUCAGGAUCAUCAUGUUCGGUCUAUGGCUGGUCUUGUAAUAAAGUGCCUGAUAGAUCGCAUAAGCCCAGGUCCUCAACAUAAUAUACUUGAAUCCAGUCUAUCCUGGUACUUGGAAGGAAAGCAGCAACUAUGGAGUGUCGCAGCACAGGUGUUGGGAUUACUAGUUGAAGUUGAAGCUUUAAAGGAAGCUUUUGAAAGACGUAUCCAAACUGUGUUGCUUGUUGCCAGGGGAAUUUUGCAGUGUGUUGUUGAUGUUACCAUGAAUGAGCAAAUAGACAUUUCCGCAGAGAGUACCAUUACCUUUUGGAAGGAGGCAUAUUAUUCCUUAGUGAUGCUAGAGAAGUUGAUGCACCAAUUCCCUCAGUUAUUCUUUGAGAAUGAUUUUGAAGAUAUAUGGGAAAUGAUUAGUCACCUGCUUCUUUAUCCACACAUGUGGAUACGUAGCAUCUCAAAUCGCAUGAUAGCAUCAUAUUUCAGGAAGAUUGUGAUUGAGAAUAGUGGAAGGACAUCAGAAAGAUCGCUUGGAGCCUAUACUCUUAUGAAGCCAAGUAGACUCUUCUUUAUUGCUACCUCCUUUUGCUGCCAGUUGAAGUCACAACUUACGGAUAAAGAUGCUGAUUUGAUCGAACAAAACCUUGUUUUUGCUAUUCGUGGUUUGCAUUCUGUCAUCGGAGAAGUGGAGAAUGUUGACUCCUGUCCAUUCUGGUCUACGCUGGAAGAAUCCGAGCAACGACUUUUUCUCAAAGCAUUCCAAUUGCUUGACUCUGAAAAAGGAAAAAGCAUGCUUUUACCUCAUAUGACUGGGGUAUUUAACCAAAAUGAUGCCGGUCCUGAGCAGAUCCGUCGCCUUCUCAUCUCAAACUUGAUCAAACAGAUGGGGAAGGUUGCUCUUCAAACGGAUACUAUACAGAUGAAAGCUGUUUUCAAUGUCUUUCGGAAUAUAUCAUCACAAAUCAGUGUAGAAGAUUGUGAACGAUAUGUUUUCGAAAUCUUGUUGCCUUUAUAUAGAGUCCGUGAAGGAUUUUCUGGAAAAGUGAUCCCAGAAUCAAUGGUACAGUUGGCCCAAGAAGUGUGUGAUAAAAUACAGAAUUGUUUGGGGAUUCAGAAAUUUGUACAGGUGUACAGCCAGAUCAAGAAGAGUCUGAAGACCAAAAGGGACAAGAGGAAGCAAGAAGAGAAGCGGAUGGCUGUCAUUAAUCCUAUGCGAAAUGCGAAAAGGAAACUACGAAUUGCGGAAAAGCAACGUGCCAGCAAGAGAAGGAAGAUAACAACAAUGAGAAUGUCAAGAAGAAUGUUGUAGCCUUGAAGAUUAGUUGAGAUGAUAUUAGAUGAGCUAAUAUAUUUGUUGUUAAUCCUGGCGUCAGAAAGAUGCUGACUUCACAAUUUUGUAUUCUUCUAUAGUAUAUAUCUUUAUUUACUGUGUAUAUUAUUCAAUUUUAUCUAAUUAUAAUUAUAGUAGGAAUACAAGUUCUUCA
Molecule: messenger RNA, 8654 nt
Organism: Cucumis melo (muskmelon)
Lineage: Eukaryota; Viridiplantae; Streptophyta; Magnoliopsida; Cucurbitales; Cucurbitaceae
Product: U3 small nucleolar RNA-associated protein 20
Exons: 32
Coding region: 443-8479 (2678 amino acids)
Cellular component (GO): 90S preribosome; nucleolus; small-subunit processome
Source: RefSeq, a predicted model, not a curated record